Messenger RNA from Drechmeria coniospora, 1122 nucleotides. RefSeq lists its product as uncharacterized. Lineage: Eukaryota; Fungi; Ascomycota; Sordariomycetes; Hypocreales; Ophiocordycipitaceae. The coding region runs from base 1 to 1122 and encodes 373 amino acids. The record is from RefSeq and is a predicted model, not a curated record. The transcript has a single exon.
AUGCUUUUCAAAAGCGUCUUCCUCACGGCCCUGUGCGCCAUCACGGCCACGGCCGUGCCCAGCCCCAACGAGGGCGAUGCGCUCGCCGCCCGCGACUAUGCGCUUCCUCCUCCGUCCUGCUGCGCCGAGGCCACCUACAGCGAGCGCGAGGGCAAGUGCGUCUGCAAGGUCCGGGACCAGAUCUACGACGCCGCCUCCGACAGCUGCCGAUGCCCUUCCGGCACGUCCCUGAUGAACAACAAGUGCGAGACCGACUGCGGCCGCGACGCCUUCUACAGCCGCGACGAGAAGUGCUGCGUCUGCAAGAACCGCGGCCAGAUGUUCGACAAGAGCUCCAAGACCUGCCGCUGCCCCGAAGGCAAGCGGUGGAACGGCCGGCACUGCGAGGCCAAGCACGACUGCGGCCACCAGGCGACCUACAGCUACAAGGACAACUGCUGCGUCUGCAAGAACCACGGGCAGAUGUUCGACAAGAGCUCCAAGACCUGCCACUGCCCGCGCGGCGAGAUGUGGAACGGCCGCCGAUGCGAGUCUUCGUGCGGACGCGAGGCCGAAUGGAGCCGCAAGGACAACUGCUGCGUCUGCAAGAACCACGGCCAGGUGUUCGACAAGCACACCAAGACCUGCGCGUGCCCGUACGGCAAGAAGUGGAACGGCCACGCGUGCAAGGCGCCUCACAGCUGCGGCCGCGACGCCAGCUACAACGGCCGCAACAGACGCUGCGAGUGCAAGCGGGAGGGCAUGGUCUUUGACAAGCACUCCAAGACCUGCGCGUGCCCCCGCGGCGAGACGUGGAACGGACGGCGAUGCGAGGCCAGCUGCGGACGCGAUGCCGAAUGGAGCCGCAAGGACAACUGCUGCGUCUGCAGGAACCACGGCCAGGUGUUUGACAAGAACUCCAAGACCUGCCGCUGCCCCCGCGGCGAGAUGUGGAACGGCCGGCGAUGCGAGCGGCGCCGGGACUGCGGCCGCGACGCGAGCUACAGCAGCCGGGAGAACUGCUGCGUCUGCCACAGCAAGGGCAAGGUCUUUGACAAGCAGUCCAAGACGUGCCACUGCCCGCGCGGCCAGCAGUGGAACUCUCGCACCCACCGAUGCGAGUACGAGGAGCCUCGCUACUGA